AUGCGACAACGGAAUAACAGGAAGAAGAGAGGAGAAGGGUUGUCUUUCAUUCUCCUCUGUUUUGCCUUCUCUGUCUCGUCUUCUUUAUUGUUCGCCGAAAUCCAAGCUUUCAACCACUGCAACUCAACAUGCCAGGAGUACAAGAGAUUCAAGAACCACAUUUGCUCGCAGACAGACAGGCCAUUCAUCAAUCAUCACCCAGGUUCAGGCGCUGGCAUUGGUGGCUUUUGGUGGCAGUAAAUAUUUUCUUUCUUAUUGUUGGUCAAACUACUGCUGUUCUUCUUGGGAGGUUCUACUAUGACCAAGGUGGAAAUAGUAAAUGGAUGGCAACGCUUGUCCAAACUGUAGCCUUUCCUAUACUCUUUAUCCCACUCUUCAUCCUCUCCUCUCAGGAAUCUUCGAUCACCCCCAAAACUACCAUCUCCUGUCGGCCUUCUGUUACCACUAUCAUCUUUGUCUAUGUCUCACUUGGGAUUCUUCUAGCUGGUGACAACAUGAUGUACUCGAUUGGGCUCUUAUACCUCUCUGCCUCAACUUAUUCCCUUAUAUGUGCAUCCCAAUUGGCAUUUAAUGCAGUCUUCGCCUUCUUCAUCAAUUCUCAAAAACUCACUGCUUUAAUACUCAAUUCUGUUGUUGUCCUUACCUUAUCUUCUGCCCUAAUUGGGUUUCAUUCUGAUUCCACAGAACCUGCUGGAGUCUCGAGAGGGAAGUAUGUAUUGAGCUUCUUGUGCACCCUUGGUGCAUCAGCCAUUUACUCCCUACAGCUUUCACUCAUGCAGCUUUCCUUCCAAAAGGUUUUAAAAAGUGAGACAUUUUCUGUGGUAUUGGAAAUGCAGAUCUACACUUCACUUGUUGCCACAUGUUGUUGCAUUGUAGGCCUCUUUGCCAGUGGUGAAUGGAGGGGCUUGAAAGGAGAGAUGGAUGGGUUUGGUAAGGGGAGAUUAUCUUAUGUUCUGACAUUAGUUUGGACAGCUGUGGCUUGGCAAGUGUCUUCUGUUGGUGUUGUGGGGUUGAUUUUUGUGGUAUCUUCACUUUUCUCCAAUGUAAUUAGUACCUUGGCUUUGGCUCUUGGUCCUAUUGCUGCUGUUUUAUUUUUCCAUGACAAGAUGGAUGGGGUGAAGGUGGUGGCAAUGUUGAUGGCUUUUUGGGGCUUUGCUUCUUAUUUGUAUCAGCAAUACCUUGACGAUUCUAAGCUGAAGGCAAAACAAAAUAAUGUUAAUGAAGUUCGUAAUGAGUCUACUUUAGAGAGGCAGAUCGUUUGAAUAAAUUUUGUAUCAAACAGAAAUGGAAAAGAUUGUUGGAAAUUAAUUAAUGGUUGAUAUAUUCUCCCUUUUUUUCCUCC
Telopea speciosissima is the source of this 1342-nucleotide messenger RNA. Its product is annotated as probable purine permease 11. The coding region runs from base 129 to 1262 and encodes 377 amino acids. Lineage: Eukaryota; Viridiplantae; Streptophyta; Magnoliopsida; Proteales; Proteaceae. Gene Ontology annotation, molecular function: purine nucleoside transmembrane transporter activity. The record is from RefSeq and is a predicted model, not a curated record. The transcript has 2 exons. Gene Ontology annotation, cellular component: membrane.